CGCUGAUUCUCACAUUGAUAAGGUUUUUAAACCAAUUUAUUUAUUCUGUCCUAAAUAAAUGCAAAAACUUUGGGACGAAUUUUUUUUUAAAUAACAAAAAAUGAGAAACAAUGUGUCAACAGAGAUAAUUUAUUUGUUAGUUUUAAAGUUGAUGGAGAAUAAAAGCAGUAUUUAUUAAUUUUAAAAAUGCGGUAUUUCAUGACUAAAAGUUCUGUAUUUUACUUACAGAAAGAAGCAUGGGAUGAUACAGAAGAGUACAAAGAUAAUUAUAAAAUCGUAAUUAAAGCAAGGGAACAAAAUAGAUUACCUUUCAUUCAUCAGUCUCCACAAUUUUCUUAUAGAUCCAGUUUAGUAGAAUACCUAAAACAAGUAUGUGUUGAGAAAAAAUUAAGUCAUUGCUGUUUGCAUCUAGCAGUGUAUAUUCUAGAUAUUUUUAUGGAUAAUCAUUCCAUAAUACCAGAAAGGAUUUUACUGGUCACUAAUGUUUGUUUAUUGUUAGCAGCAAAAUUUGAAGAAACCAAUUUGACAAUUCCAAAAAUAACAGAAUUAAAUGGAGCUAUAAAUAAUCGUUACCAAAUUGUUGACUACAAAACUUUAGAAAUCGUUGUUUUACGAUUUUUUCAAUGGUGCAUUAUGUUUCCCACAGCUGCACAUUAUGUAUAUUAUUAUAUACAGUCAGCAAUAUGCGAAGAGGAUAUAAAAAAUAAAGGGAUUAAUAUGAGGACAAUUUUUUACAAUUUACAUCACUGUGUAUCUGAAUAUCUUGAUCAGAUUAUUGGAAAUGUUCAUUACAUGCAGUGUUACCCACCCUCAAAACUUGCCGCCGCCAUUAUAGCUGUUAGUAGAAUGGAUAUAGGUUUGUCAUGCUGGACAGAACAACUUCAAAAUAUGACUGAUUAUAAAAGGGAAGAUAUAAAUAUGGAGAUAUUUGUAUUAAAAACAAAGAAUCCAUUCACUGAUUGUCAAAAAUGUAAAACGGACACAAAUUAUUAAAAGUACCAGCCAGUUUUAACCAUUGUAAAUACAACAUUCGAUACAAUACAAUUUAUAUUUGUAUUUCUGGACGAUUUAUUUUUUAGAAUUAUGUAUAAUUUGUUAUAUAUUAUGUAAGAAGAAUAUUAUCCUCUACAAACUUGUUAUACCAGCUGCGUUUUUUUAAGAAUAUUAUUUAUUUGUUAAAAAUGUUAGG
This is a messenger RNA of Psylliodes chrysocephalus, 1189 nucleotides long. Lineage: Eukaryota; Metazoa; Arthropoda; Insecta; Coleoptera; Chrysomelidae. The record is from the annotation of a GenBank genome assembly.